GUAUUGCACAAGGGGUUGUGCGUAAAAUGGGGCAACUAAAAAAGGGUUACAUUAGGAUAUGUGAAAAACAAUGCCAGUGUUCUUGUAAGGGGAGGAGUUAAAGCUCCAGUGUGUAUAAAUGUGUCUCAAGCAGAGCUCUUUGAAACACAGUGGCUGAUUUACUGAGAGAACAGCCAUGGGCUUGAUACUGCCUGUUUUGCUCGCUCUUUUUCUUUCAGUGUUAGGUGGCCUGUACCUCCUGGGAGCUUUCCGCCGGCACCGUAAAGGAGAGCCUCCACUUGAUAAAGGUCCACUGCCAUGGCUGGGUCACGUUUUCGAGUUCAGAAGAGAUACAGCAAAGUUUUUGGAGAGAAUGAAGGAGAAGCAUGGAGACAUUUUCACCGUGCUGCUGGGAGGUUUUUACUUCACCUUCAUUAUGGAUCCUUUGUCCUUUGGGUCAGUGGUGAAGGAGGCAAGGGCAAAACUGGACUUCAAUAAAUUCGCCAGGCAUCUUGUUCAAAGAGUUUUUGGAUAUUCAACAAUGGAGGGUGGAGAUCACAAGUACUACCAAAUGUACAGCAACAAGCACCUCAUGGGUGAUGGUCUAUCUGUGAUGACCCAAGCCAUGAUGACCAACCUCCAAAAUCUAAUGCUGCACAGUGCUGGAGACAAUCAAUGUGACUGGCACGACGACGGACUUUUCAACUACAGCUACAACAUUGUUUUCAGAGCAGGCUACCUUGCAUUGUUUGGCAAUGAGACUGUUGACACAUCAGGUAGCCAAGAGAAAGCCAAAGAGGAGGAUCGUCACAAAUCAGAAAAACUCUUCUAUGAAUUCCGAAAGUAUGACCAACUGUUCCCCAAUCUGGCCUACGGUGUCCUGGGACCCAGCCAGAAAAGAGAAGUAGAGCGUCUGAAAAAACUCUUCUGGAAUACGCUGUCAGUGCAAAAAAUGCUGAACAGAGACAACAUCAGUGGCUGGGUUUUUGACCAACAGCAAGUGAGAGCUGAGCAUGGAAUGGAAGAGUUCAUGCAGGACCGCUUCAUGCUCCUCCUGCUCUGGGCAUCGCAAGGCAACACGGGACCCUCUGCCUUCUGGCUGCUCAUGUUCCUAAUGAAGCAUCCUGAAGCCAUGAAAGCCGUAAGAGCUGAGGUGGAAGAGGUGCUUCAAGAGACUGGGCAGGAGGUCAAGCGUGGAGGACCCCUGGUGGACCUGACAAGGGACAUGCUGAUGAAGACACCGGUCCUGGACAGCGCUGUGGAGGAGACCUUACGCCUCACAGCAGCUCCCGUCCUCACUCGUGCUGUGCUGCAAGACAUGGACAUCAGGAUGGCGGAUGGCCGUGAGUAUAAUGUUCGAGAGGGAGACAGGGUGGGGCUUUUCCCCUAUUCUGCAGUGCACAUGGAUGAAGAAGUUCACCCUGAGCCAAACACGUUUAAAUAUGACCGCUUUCUUACAGCAGAUGGGAAGAGAAAAACAGAUUUUUACAAAAAUGGGAAAAAAGUGAAAUAUUACACCAUGCCCUGGGGAGCAGGCGUGACCAUGUGUCCCGGUCGUUUCUUUGCCACCAAUGAACUGAAGCAGUUUGUGUUCCUGAUGCUCUCCUACUUUGAGUUUGAGUUGAAGAACCCUGACGAGAAGACCCCAGAUUUUGAUGCACGCCGUUGGGGAUUUGGGGCAAUGCACCCCACAAAAGAUAUUCCUUUCAGAUACAGGCUCAAGUUCUGAAAAUACAGUACUGAAGUUUUAAGUUGCUCUCUUUCACUCAUUUGCUGAUUGUUAGUCUAUAUCAAUAACAAGGAAUCACAAUAAUACUGAACAUCUAUAAAUGUGACCAAUUUAGAGCAAUAUUAAUUCUCUGCAUUCAACAUUUCCACUCUGAACAUAUUUGCCAAUGUAUAAUCCCAUUGUGUGUGUAGAACAAAAAUGUGCCAUUAUCAUUGAACUGUCUGUCCAUUGUCAUGUCUUGUUUGAAAUUAAAGGCAGGGUUAGUUAGAGUAGUUUCAGUGACAUGACUUUCAUGUAACAAUAGUAAAGUUCUGGAAACACAGUGACCACAAGACUUGCAGGAGAACUGCAGGGCUCACCAUGCUUUGCCAGCACAUCUAUAGUAUGCACAUGCUAUGCAUUGCAAUAACUUAAAGUGUAUUUGUAUUUAGAACUGAGCUUUCCAUAUUGUAGCUUUGUUUUUCCUUUCAACGAUGUUAGUCAAUGACUUGGUGAUAAUGAUUAGGACAAACUUGUGUACAAAGUAUAUAGCUUUUAUAUUUAUAUUGAAAUGAAUAUGUAUCUGGUAGCUGUUGCCCAAUUACAUCGCACAUUUGCCUUUUUAUUUUUUUAUUUUCUGUAGUCUUUAUUUUCUUGCUCCUUGGCUAUUACCUGUAUUACAUGUGUCUUGAAAUGUCCAUGUGGGUAUUAUGUAUAUUUUAUGUAAGCUACUUGACACCUUAAAGUUACUCUUCUCUACUCUACUCUAUACGUAUAUAUGUUCUGAAAAAAUCGGAGGACUUUCUGACCAUGUUACUUACCAGCACAACAUAAAUAAAUAAAUAAUCAAAAAUACUCCUUGUUCUUUCAUUAUCAAUGAAGACCAAACCAUAAUCUUGUUUGUCAUCAGCUGAAGGUGGUUUAUAGAUAGGCCUAUGUACCGUAUGAAUAUAUCAAAUACUUCUACAAAUAGUUAGAAACUGAACAUUCUCUUCCAUUUGCUUUAACCUACCAUUAGAUGAUA
Molecule: messenger RNA, 2711 nt
Organism: Engraulis encrasicolus (European anchovy)
Lineage: Eukaryota; Metazoa; Chordata; Actinopteri; Clupeiformes; Engraulidae
Product: 5-beta-cholestane-3-alpha,7-alpha-diol 12-alpha-hydroxylase-like
Exons: 1
Coding region: 176-1708 (510 amino acids)
Molecular function (GO): iron ion binding; sterol 12-alpha-hydroxylase activity; heme binding
Source: RefSeq, a predicted model, not a curated record